This is a messenger RNA of Passer montanus (Eurasian tree sparrow), 3918 nucleotides long. It is a transcript of the gene ZBTB45, whose product is annotated as zinc finger and BTB domain containing 45. Gene Ontology annotation, molecular function: protein binding. Gene Ontology annotation, biological process: regulation of cytokine production; negative regulation of transcription by RNA polymerase II; regulation of immune system process. The coding region runs from base 62 to 2581 and encodes 839 amino acids. The transcript is spliced from 4 exons. NCBI's taxonomy places the organism in Eukaryota, Metazoa, Chordata, Aves, Passeriformes, Passeridae. The record is from RefSeq and is a predicted model, not a curated record.
UGUCCCUCAGUGUCCCGCUGUCCCCGCAGUGUCCCCCCCGGUGUCCCCUGUCCCCGCGGCCAUGCCGGAGCCGGUGCACCACAUCCAGCUGCGCUCCUUCAGCCGCUCCCUGCUGGCCACGCUCAACGGGCAGCGCGCGGCCGGCCGCUUCUGCGACGUCACCGUGCGCAUCCGCGAGGCCUCGCUGCGCGCGCACCGCUGCGUGCUGGCCGCGGGCAGCCCCUUCUUCCACGACAAGCUGCUGCUGGGCCACGCGGCCGUCGAGGUGCCGCCCGUGGUGCCGCCGGCCGCCGUGCGCCAGCUGGUCGAGUUCCUCUACAGCGGCAGCCUGGUGGUGGCGCGCUCCGAGGCGCUGCAGCUGCUGACGGCCGCCUGCGUGCUGCAGAUCGAGGCCGUCAUCGGCGAGUGCGCGCAGAUCGUGUCGCAGGCCCGCGGCCCCGCGCUGCACAUCGAGGGAACCAUCGGUGAGGGCACUCAGAUCGUGUCGCAGGCCCGCGGCCCCGCGCUGCACAUCGAGGGAACCAUCGGUGAGGGCACUCAGAUCGUCUCGCAGGCCCGCGGCCCUGCCAUGCUGCCCGCCGAGGGGGCCAUCAAUGAGGGCACCCAGAUCAUGUCACAGGCCCACGGCCCCACGCUGCCCGCCGAGGGAGCCAUGGGUGACGGCACUCAGAUCGUGUCGCAGGCCCACGGCUCUGUGCUGCACAUCGAGGGAACCAUCAAUGAGGGCGCGCAGAUCGUGUCACAGGCCCACGGCUCUGUGCUGCACAUCGAGGGAACCAUCAAUGAGGGCGCGCAGAUCGUGUCGCAGGCCCAUGGCCCUGCACUGCAGAUCAAGGGAACCAUCAAUGAGUGCACCCAGAUCACCUCGCAGGCCCACGGCCCCGCACUGCACAUCGAGGGAACCAUCAAUGAGUGCACCCAGAUCGUGUCACAGGCCCACGGCCCUGCACUGCACAUCGAGGGAACCAUGGGUGACGGCACUCAGAUCGUCUCACAGGCCCACGGCUCUGUGCUGCACAUCGAGGGAACCAUCAACGAGUGCGCACAGAUUGUCUCACAGCCCCAUGGCCCCGCGCUGCAGAUCAAGGGGAUUGUUGAUGAGUGCACCCAGAUCGUCUCGCAGGCCCGCGGCCCCGCGCUGCAGAUCGAGGGAGCCAUUGAUGAGUGCGCCCAGAUCCCCUCGCAGCCCCGCGGCCCCGCCGCGCUGCCCGCCGAGGGAACCGCCGGCCACAGCCGCAAGCAGCGGCAGCCGCUGCGCCUGGCGCCCGCGCCGCUCAAGGAGGAACGCCCAGACCCACAGGAUGAGGAGGAUGAUGAGGAUGACGAAGGAGAGGAUGAAGGAGGCCCCCAGGAAGGCGUUGUCCCGCCGCCGGCCUUGCCCGGCCCCGAGGCGCCGUUUCUGGGGCCCCCCGAGGCGCUGCUGGCGCCCUGGGACGUACCAACCCACACGGACCAGUACCAACCCACGUUGACCCACACUGACCGUUGCCCCACGCUGGCCCACAGUGACCAGUACCAACCCACGCUGCCCCACACUGACCCGUACCAGUCCACACUGCCCCACCCUGACUCCAGUUGCCCCACACUGACCCACAUUGCCCAGUACCAACCCAUGCUGCCCCACCCUGACUCCAGUUGCCCCACACUGCCCCACCCUGACUCCAGUUGCCCCACGCUGCCCCACCCUGACUCCACUUGCCCCACACUGGCCCACGCUGACUCCAGCUGCCCCGUUUCCCUCUCCGCAGGCGAGAAGCCCCACCAGUGCUCCAUCUGCUGGCGCUCCUUCUCCCUGCGGGACUACCUGCUCAAGCACAUGGUGACCCACACGGGCGUGCGCGCCUUCCAGUGUGGCGUCUGCUGCAAGCGCUUCACCCAGAAGAGCUCCCUCAACGUGCACAUGCGCACGCACCGCCCCGAGCGCUUCCAGUGCCGCCUCUGCACCAAGGGCUUCUCCCACCGCACCCUCCUGGAGCGCCACGCCGCCACCUCCCACCCCGUGCCACCGCCGGGGCCGCCGCUGGGACCGGCACCGGGGCCACAGCCCGGGCUGCCACUGGGGCCAGCACUGGGACCAUCACCUGGGCUGCCACUAGGGCCACCACCGGGGCCAGCACCGGGGCCACAGCCCGGGCUGCCACCGGGGUCACCGCUGGGACCACCACCGGGGCCAGCACCUGGGCUGCCACCUGGGCUGCCACUGGGGCCACUGCUGGGACCACCACAGGGGCCAGCACCUGGACUGCCACCAGGGCCACCGCCAGGGCCACCACCUGGGCUGCCACCAGGUCCACCACCAGGGCCACCGCCAGGGCCACCACCAGGGCCACCACCAGGUCCACUGCCAGGGCCACCACCAGGGCCAGCACCUGGGCUGCCACCUGGGCCACCGCCAGGGCCACCUCCCGGGCUGCCACCGGGGCCACCGCUGGGACCACCACAGGGGCCAGCACCUGGGCUGCCACCAGGGCCACCACCUGGGCUGCCACCUGGGCCACCACCGGGGCCGCCCCCGGAGCCUGGACUGGGCGCGUGGCCGGGGCCGGACGUGGCGGGCGCCGGCCCCGCUCACACGGCGUGAGGAGGGGUCCCUGCCCCUGGAGGGGCCUUGAGGGGGGCCCCGGGGGCUCCGCGGGUGCGGUGGAGCAGCCGGGGUGAAGCCCGGGGACAGGGCUGGGAUGCCCUCCGUGGGGCUCGGGAGGCUGAGGCACAUUCCCGGUGACGGCAGGAGGGCAGCGGGGUGUCCCAACGGGGACGUGGGGAGCGGCCGGGGCGCCGAGCGGGAGCACGGGGCAGAUCCUGCCGGGAGCCGUGCUCAGGCAGCCCGAGGAGGCUGGUGACGGCCAGCGCGGCGCCGCCGGGGCAGACGGAGCCCGGGAACCCCGGCGGGCCUGCGGGAGCGGGUGAGGACGUCAUUGUCCUGGUGGCACCCCCGGAACGUUCUGGAACUGAGCUGGGCACGGGGAUUGGAGAGAUGGACCAUGAGGGUGAUGACAUCAUUGACCUGAUGGCACCCCCGGAACGUUCUGGAACUGAGCUGGACAUGGGGAUUGGAGAGAUGGACCAUGAGGGUGAUGACGUCAUUGACCUGAUGGCAGCCCUGGAACAUUCUGGAACUGAGCUGGACAGAGGGAUUGGAUGGAUGGACCAUGAGGGUGAUGACGUCAUUGUCCUGGUGGCACCCCCGGAACGUUCUGGAACUGAGCUGGGCACAGGAAUUGGAUGGAUGGACCAUGAGUGACCAUGGAGGUGCUCGGAGGGCUGGACCGUGAGGGUGAUGACCUGAUGGGCCCCUGGAAUGUUCUGGAACUGAUCUGGACACGGAGUUUGGACAGAUGGACCACACCAUGAGUGGCCAUGGAGGUGCUCAGAGACUGGACCAUGAGGGUGAUGACAUCAUUGACCUCAUGGGACUCCUGGAACGUUCUGGAACUGAGCUGGACAUGGGGAUUGGAGAGAUGGAUCAUGCCAUGAGUUGCCAUGGAUGCUCAGUGGACCAUGAGGGUGAUGAUAUCAUCGCCCUGAUGGCACCCCUGGAACAUUCUGGAACUGAGCUGGACAUGGGGAUUGGAUGGAUGGACCAUGAGUGGCCAUGGAGGUGCUCAGAGGGCUGGACCAUGAGGGUGAUGACCUGAUGGGCCCCUGGAAUGUUCUGGAACUGAGCUGGACACGGAGUUUGGACAGAUGGACCACACCAUGAGUGGCCAUGGAGAUGCUCGGAGGACCAUGAGAGUGAUGACGUCAUUGACCUGAUGGCACCUUUGGAAUGUUCUGGAACUGAGCUGGGCAUGGAGAUCGGAUGGAUGGACCAUGAGUGGCCAUGGAGGUGCUCAGUGGACCAUGAGGGUGAUGAUGUCAUUGCCCUGGUGGCACCCCUGGAAUGUUCUGGAACUGAGCUGGACAGAGGGAUUGGAUGGA